AAUUGCUCGCUAUAAGCUAGGUUAUUGCGCCCCUAAACCAACGUACUGACAAUCCUACCUCCCGGAACUCAAACUUUAACGCCAGUUCACAUUCUCUCAAAUCUCUGCCAAUCUGACCCGUUCGUCAUGUCCGGGAUACUUUUAUACAGAUCUGUUUCCAAGACUGUCUGUCCUCGGAGUUCAAUCACACUAUCGUUAUUGCCUCAAAGAUGUAAAUGUGAAUGCCAUAGUCUACAGAAAAAACAGUUUUCGUCCUUAUCAGGGCAUCGAAAAUCAAACAGUCCUGCUUCUAAACCCUCUGCCAUGUUUGCAGAGUCAGGAAUUCUAUCAAGUUAUACCUCAGUACCAAGUGCAAGUAUCUUGGACAGUGGACAGCAGUCCACUUAUUUUCAACUGAAAAGAAACAUCUCAGGUGAAUUUUAUCAGAAGUAUCUGUCACAAGAAUCACCCCCAAUAGCCUUUCUGCAGGACCUGUUGGAACAGGUUCAUUCUGUGACAGGACUUCCAUGGUGGGCUAGCAUUGUGUGGUCAACAUUUCUUCUCCGGACUGUUGUUACUCUUCCUGCUGCCAUUUACUCGCAGAAGGUGAUUGUGAGAGUAGAGUUACUUCAGCCAGAGAUUAUAAAGUUGACUAAGCGCCUAAAGGGAGAAGUUGCCAUGGCAACAAAACAAUUCAAGUGGAAACAGAAUUUUGCCAGAUUCAAAUACAAUUCAACAAUGAAGAAGCUAAUCAGUGAGUUGUAUAUCCGUGACAACUGUCAUCCGUUCAAAGCAUCAUUGGUGCUUUGGUUACAAAUUCCAAUGUGGAUUGGCAUGUCGUUUGCCCUCAGGAACAUGACAGGGUACGUUCCCUUCAGGGGAGUAGAUGCUGCUGUCCUUUGCCCAGAUUUAGCAACCGAGGGACUCCUGUGGUUCUCCAACCUAACUCUGCCAGACACGACGUUCAUUCUUCCUGUGGUCUUGGGAUUACUUAACUUUGCAAUCAUUGAGAUGAAUGUUUUAGUACGACAGAACCCAUCCAAGUUUCAGCGAGUGUUGACCGGAGUGAUGCGUGGUCUCAGUAUUCUGAUGGUGCCAAUAGGAGCAUCCGUUCCAAGUUGUAUGUGCCUGUACUGGACCACCUCUAGUUUCUAUGGACUUCUUCAAAACAUUGCAUUCAAAAUGCCGAAAGUGAAACGAACUCUCGGAAUACCACUGUCUCCAUCAGAAAGCAGUACACCCUUUCAGGAUAUGAUCAUUCUCGCCAAGGAAAAAUACAAGUGGCUGCCAAAAAGCAUAGGAAAAGAUUGAUAAAAUCAAAUUAUUUCUUAGCAAAAUUGUCUGUGAUGCCUAAAAAUUGGUAAGGAAUUCAAGAGAUGUUGAUAAGACAGUGGCCACAGCAAUCACUACCAUUACCGGCGGAUGCAAGAAAAUACAUUGUAAAUUAGGUCCUCCCUAGAACUGCUUUUGUUCAAAUUUCACAAACGAACAACUACCUGUUUUCAUUUGAUAUGGUAAUAAAUAUGACAGUGAUCAAUGAAA
This is a messenger RNA of Lineus longissimus, 1521 nucleotides long. RefSeq names its product cytochrome c oxidase assembly protein COX18, mitochondrial-like. The coding region runs from base 127 to 1290 and encodes 387 amino acids. The transcript is spliced from 7 exons. The record is from RefSeq and is a predicted model, not a curated record. Gene Ontology annotation, biological process: mitochondrial respiratory chain complex IV assembly; protein insertion into mitochondrial inner membrane from matrix. Gene Ontology annotation, molecular function: membrane insertase activity. Lineage: Eukaryota; Metazoa; Nemertea; Pilidiophora; Heteronemertea; Lineidae. Gene Ontology annotation, cellular component: mitochondrial inner membrane.